AUGUACCAUUUGCUUCCAAAUGGAAUAACUACUGAAAUUAAAGAAUUUAACUUUGAAAAAAUUGAAAGAACUGAGAUAGAACAAAUAAAACAAGAAAUAACAAACCUAAAAAAAUUAGCUAUUGAACAAAGCGAAAAUAUAAAAUACCUCGCUGAAGCAAUAAAAAUCUAUCAAGAAAUAAAUAACACACUUCACCUCGAAAAUGAUGAAUUAAAAAGAAAACUUGAAGAGCAUUGA
Molecule: messenger RNA, 237 nt
Organism: Racocetra persica
Lineage: Eukaryota; Fungi; Glomeromycota; Glomeromycetes; Diversisporales; Gigasporaceae
Source: the annotation of a GenBank genome assembly